AUGGCCUGGCCUGGUCCUAGCGAUGCUAGUGAUUGUCAAGUGCAUAAUGGUACUACGAAAGCUUUUGGCGCGACUGUGAUGAAUGGUCACAUUAAAAAGCUCAAGACUGCUGAAAGAAUAAAGGUUUUUCGGCAGUGGAUGGCAGAUGUUGACGAAGAUGAGAAGAAAAUGUUUAUUAGAGAGCUUUUGGUAAGUAAUUGUUUGAGUGCAGAUAACACGUAA
Molecule: messenger RNA, 222 nt
Organism: Strongylus vulgaris
Lineage: Eukaryota; Metazoa; Nematoda; Chromadorea; Rhabditida; Strongylidae
Source: the annotation of a GenBank genome assembly